UGGCCGAUCGUUGACUCGCACGAGGGCUGCCGCCGCCAUCACCGAACGCCAAACUCCCCAGGUCAGUGUGUACGGCCAAACCUUGACCUUGUAACUGGUAUCCGAGUGGGUACACGCACGCGUCCUAGCGCCCCGCAUAUGCAGCGCCAGCGUGUGUAUCACCUCUCGGGUGACAGUGCAUUAAACCCAGUCCAACUUGUCCUUUUAGGGGUCUUUGAACCAGAUUUUUUUGGUCAAAGUGUAACCUUCUGCUCCUCACCAUCGCCUCUCUUACGUGCGCAGAGGAGAGAUUUAUCUCUUUCUCGUUCAUCAACUUUCGAUCAUCACCAUCUCCAUCGCCAUCAUCUAGUCGCCACCAUAACCGGUCAGCACCACCAUACAUCAUUGCACACAGUUGAGUCCCGCAGAGCCAUCUCGCACCGAGCUCCGUUCGCUGCUCCCGCAUCGUUGCGUGUUCCCGGCUCACGAGGACCGCCGCUGACCACCAUCUCCGACGAGAAUCUUUUCUCGGUUGUGCAGAUUCCGACGACUCCUCUUUCUUCUCGGCGAGUUCUGCCAUCACACCGUCGAGCAAGGAUGAGACUUCCAGCAGGCCCACUGCCUGUCGCCGGACCACUGUUCUUAGCCUUCGGGUCCCGUCGACCUCAACCACCCCGUGCACGUCCUUUGAGUUCCAGCUAUUCCUGGCAUGAGUCUCGUCGCCGUUCCAGUCCCUUUUCGGUGAGCCUCCCACCGCAGCGAGCUGCUGCUCCUCCCCACGCGCCGCCGCGACCAGACCACCUCCGGAAGCCUUACUCCCCAGCAUGCAGUCCCGAGCCGCUGCACCUCCUCUCCCAGCGAGACGCGUGUAAGCGUCGAGCCACGCCGUCCUCUUCCGUUCGGCCCCAAUUUGGUCCCGUUUCUCGAUGUAAUUCGACUAAGUAUAAUUCUCGUUACCUGUGUAAGAGUCGAGAUAGUUACUUAUGGGACUGUCUUGACUUAUGUAGGUGUCUGACGAGCAGUGUCUCAACCACCUACGACUUCUGGUUAAUUUGUUUUAUCAACCGAUUCCAGGUGGGUUCUAAUCUAAACUU
Molecule: messenger RNA, 1073 nt
Organism: Striga hermonthica
Lineage: Eukaryota; Viridiplantae; Streptophyta; Magnoliopsida; Lamiales; Orobanchaceae
Source: the annotation of a GenBank genome assembly